CAAACAUUUCCGCCGGGGCAGCGGCCAGCGGCGGUAAAGGUUCAGGUGGGCUCCUGAGCUGGGGCAGCGGCCGCUCGGGGCGGGAGGCUGCCCGGGCACUUCCCCGAGGGCUUCCCGGGAGAGCGGUGGCGGGCGGCACAAACCCCGGCCGCGGCGCUGCCAUGCCCGGCGUGCUGCCCCGCACGCUGCCCGCCUCCCUCGGGCGGGGCUGCCUGGGCCGCUGGCUGCUCGCCGCUCGCGGCUGGGCGCUCCUGGGCGCCGGCGCCGCGUCCUGCUCCUGCCCGAGGUGGCGGCACCAGCCCCCGCUGCUGCUCAGGGCCGCCCGCCAGAGCUUCGGGACGCAGGCGGGACGGCUGAAAGCUGCAAAACCUGGCGGUGAUAGCAAGGAUGUGUCCGUGCAAAGGGCGCUGAACGAGGAAACGCUGGUGUCGGCGGCUCAGAAAGUGAAAGAAGCUGGAAGAGACUUUACCUAUUUUAUUGUGGUGCUUGUUGGACUUGGUGUUACAGGUGGUUUGUUCUAUGUGAUUUUUAAAGAGCUGUUCUCUUCUUCUAGUCCAAAUAAGAUCUAUGGAGAUGCCUUGGAGAAAUGCAGAUCUCACCCCGAGAUAAUUGGUGUUUUUGGUGACUCUAUCAAAGGUUAUGGAGAGGCAACAAGAAGAGGAAGACGACAGCAUGUCAGUCACAUUGAAUACGUAAAGGACGGACUGAAACAUAUGCGUUUGAAGUUCUAUAUUGAGGGCACUGAAUCAGGGAAACAGGGAACAGUCCAUGUGGAAGUCAAAGAGAAUCUUGAAACAGGAAAAUUCGAGGUUCGCUACAUAUUUGUGGAUGUUGAGACCUAUCCGAGAAGAACCAUUGUCAUAGAGGACAACAGAUAGCCAAUGAUCAAAGCUGCUGCCUUAUCUCACAUUGGAAAAUGUUGUAGUAGCCAGUCUGCACAUGGACUGUGUGGUGUUGCCAAUUGUGUCGUGCAGCUUCAGGGCUGUGUUAAGGAAAGUAGCCUCUCAGGGCCUCCACUAAGGACUUUUGAUAAUAACAGUUAUGUGAUUUAAAGUGAAACCAAUGAAAUAUAGCCAAACUAUCAUGGUAAAUAUUCUUGACAUAGGAAAAUAAUGCCUCCUAAUAAACAGUUUAAUGCUGGAUAAUACUUCUGAAUACCCAAAACCUGAGUUUUCCAAGGUUUGGAAAGUUUUUUGUCUUCCCUGGCUUGGAUUUUCCACUCCUAUUGCAAUAAAAAAGGGGUAGUUUAACUGUAGACAGAACUCUGCUGUUUUCAUUUUGGAUACCUUUGUAGGUAAGAAGGUAGAAUGUCAGUGAUGCAAAAGAGAUCUGGCCAUGUAAGGGUCGGAAUGGUUGUGGCACACACGCGUGACAAACAACUGAAGAUAAAGACUUCAAUAUUGGUGUCUUCUAAAUAAAUUACCAGGGAGCAGAACAUCACUACCACCUGCUCUUUCCAGUGUUUCCCGCUGCUCCACAUGGUUGUAGCAAGAUGGGGUUUAGCUAUUUCUCCCAGGAAACUAGUGACAGGACAAGAGGACAUGGCCUCAAGCUGUGUCAGGAGGGAUUUGGAUUGGACAUUACCUUCAAAAUAUUUUGAAAACCACAAUAAUUCAAUUUAAACUUCUCUCUUUCCCACCUUGUAUGCAUCUACAUAUGAUAAACACACAUCUGGUGUUUAUCCGGGCACAUCUUUAGUCCGUAAAGUGUUUCACAUUAUUUUCUUUUACUGCCUGCAUCACCUUUCUAGCUAAGCAGAUUUACCAGGGUGCUUCUGUAUAUUUCAUGAAAGUGGGACACAGCUGCGAAGGACAUCACUUCUCCUGUGUUGUGAAAAAGCUGAGAAUAUGCUUGAAAAAAUGAAGACAAAAAGUAGCAGAAGAAAUCCACCUUUAUCUGACCUUAGAUGUAUUAGUGUUCUUAAUUUGAGUGAAUGAUAAAUACAAGGCUAAGAUGUUUUCCAGUCUCAGUGGAGGAAAGCUUUUUGGAAUUAUUUUUCUAGGAACAUCUCAUCAGUGAAGAAUAAAGAACUUCACAGCUUGAUUUAUCAACUUUGUACUAGCUAGAUACCUAUCACCAGCAAGAUUAUUUAAGCCCCUUGAAACUUAAGGAGUAUUAAAGCUUUGGGAACUGAUAACUUCUUUCCAUAUUCCUCCCGAGGCUGAAAUUCUCCUGGUCUUUAUGGACUGGCCUGUCACUCAUGCUUACAAAAUUUCCUUAAAUUCUGUUUUAUGCAAACACAUACGGAGAUACUGUAAUCAAAAUUAGGUGAAGAUUAGUUGAACAAGACAUCUGGAAUACAGAACAUUGAUCUGUUGUGCAGUAUCACAUUUCCUGGUGGUACUUUGCACUGGAGGGGAACUGCUGCAUUCACUGAGUUUAAACAUGUUUUAGAACACCCUUUUUUGUAAUUCUCAAGUGUGUUAGCCUCAAUUUUCCUUAUGAAGCUGCCCCUGUUUCACUGGAUCAUUGCACUACCAGUAAAUCACACAGAGAUCCUUCUCCAUGGCAGGGAGCUCAGUAUUCCAUCCUCUCACUGGAGGAUGUUAGGCUGGGGAGACUGCAAAGUAACUAAAAGGUUCACCUUCAGUUGUCGGUAAACACAAGCAGUAACCAUUUCACUGUUUCCUUUUUAAAGCUCUUUAUUCAUUUUCUCUUGGGAGAACACAAAAUUUACAGCACGUGCCAGCUACUUUCUCAAGUAAAAGUGUCAUGUUAAUGAAACACUGGGAAAAAAACCACUGCUAGCGAGUCAGAGGCAAAGGAAUGACAUUUUCAUAGAAAUUAAACGCAUUUUCCAGAGUUCAGUAUUGAUUGUUGCAGAAUUAAUACAAAUAUAUUUUCUCAAAA
Passer montanus (Eurasian tree sparrow) is the source of this 2850-nucleotide messenger RNA. It is a transcript of the gene TIMM21, whose product is annotated as translocase of inner mitochondrial membrane 21. NCBI's taxonomy places the organism in Eukaryota, Metazoa, Chordata, Aves, Passeriformes, Passeridae. Gene Ontology annotation, biological process: protein import into mitochondrial matrix. Gene Ontology annotation, cellular component: TIM23 mitochondrial import inner membrane translocase complex. The transcript is spliced from 6 exons. The coding region runs from base 162 to 878 and encodes 238 amino acids. The record is from RefSeq and is a predicted model, not a curated record.